Funneliformis mosseae is the source of this 129-nucleotide messenger RNA. Lineage: Eukaryota; Fungi; Glomeromycota; Glomeromycetes; Glomerales; Glomeraceae. The record is from the annotation of a GenBank genome assembly.
AUGGCGCUUGCUGAUGACGCUGCUGAUAUUGCCGCUAACGUUGAUAUUGAUAAACGACAACAAUUGGACACUGAUUGCACUUACGUAAGCCAGUGUAAUGAUACGAUUGGUAUUGGAGAGGGAAGGUAG